AAGGACGCGCGGGAAGACAAGAAGGAAAAGAGGACGUCACGAGCGUGCCUGGCGUGCAGAGCGCGCAAGUCGGCCUGCCACCUGCCUACCGUCGACGGAGUCGCAAGCACGCCAUGUGAGAGAUGUAAGGCUUCCAACCUCGAGUGUGUCAUUGGAUCCAGCAAUCGCGGCGGCCGACGCGUGAGGAAGCGGCCGCUCGACCAAGCAGCCCUCGCCGACAAUGCUCGUCAGCCACCGCGCGAGUCGCCUGCAUCAGCAGGUGCUCAAGAUCACAUCACCUUUCCGAGCGACGCCAUAUCGCCCACAACCCAGCGGACGCACUGGCCCGGCCACGAUUACGGCGCCACCGCAGACACUUCAUUCCUGGGCAACCGCGGCACCAGAGAAUCUUCCACGGUCUCUGGCAUUGCCUUCAACGACCUGCAAAAUCCAAGUGAUGCGCUCGGCAUUUUGGCGCAGAUCGCAAGCAACGGCGGCAACGGCGAGACCGCCUAUGGUGAUUCUCAUCACUACCUACGCCCAAACAGUUCCCAGCUCGAAUAUGCUCUGGUUCGAGACGGCAAGCUCGACCUCUCGAAGAUCAUCCAGCUGCUGCAGCGCUACAAGCAUUGCUAUCAUCCCUACUUUCCGCUUGUGCCUAGACAUACCCUGGAUGCAGUCCAUCUGACCAGGACUGCGAGAGAAGAGGCCCACCUGCUGACUGCCAUCUUGGUCGUAGCCUCGCGCGAUCUGACUGACGAGCCUCACAUCUUUAUUGCUUGCUCUGAGUACAUGCGCUCACUUGUCUCGGCUCUUGCUGCUGGUGGAGCCGGCAAUGUCGAAGCUGUUGAGGCGCUACUGGUCUUAGCCGAAUGGACCCCUUACACUUCACGUUCAGAAGCUGGACAUGUGGGUCGAGGAGAAGAAGACCGAGAAGCAUGGAUGCACGUGGGCAUGGCUUUGAGAAUUGGCUACUUCCUGGGUCUCGACCGGUACUCCUUUCACGUCCGCGGUGAUGACAUCAAAGACCCUCACUGGCAGCGGAAACGACUGGUCUGGACUGCUUGCUAUAUCAGCGACCGGCAAAUCAGCAUACGGUUAGGGCGUGCGUUUUGGUCUCGCGGUCCAGGUCCACUGACCACCCUCUCCAAGGCCGAUUUUCCUAUGCUGGCGCCCAAGAUACCUGGCGAGGAAGAUUAUGCUAGCCUUUUCCAGGCCACGUUGGAGCUGACACUUCUAUUUUCGAAUGUCCACGACGUCCUCUACUCAAAUCCCGGCAAUAGCAUGCGAAGCCAUCUGGCUGGAGGCUACAUCAAAUACAUCGACGACUUUCGCUCGGCAAUCUAUGGUUGGAAGAGUGUAUGGGGCACGCUCACCUGCUCGCCGCACUUGAAGGCCACUCUACUGAUGUCGUACGACUACCUGAGACUCUACACGAAUGCGUUCGCCUUUCAUGCCACCGUGAAGCGAGCACUUCCACAGAUCCAACAGAAUCAAGAGAGUCGGCGAGGGGCGCAUCCUGCUCCUGGCCGAGUCUUCUACAACAAUGUUGGCGCUGUCGGCGAUGCUCGCUUCAUCUACGAAGGCCUAGAUGCUGCCAAGAGCCUCCUUAGUAUGUUCAACAAUUUUGUCGAUCCGGAAAAAUCUCUUCGAUUCAUGCCACUGCGCUUCUAUCUCUACUCGAUCUACUCCGGCGUGUUUCUGUACAGAGCCAGAUGUGUUGGUGUGCUUGCCGCGGACGAAGAACAAUCGGUCCGAGCCAUGGUGAAGGAAACGGUCAACAGGCUCGAGAGGUCAGGCAUCGGCAUGCAGCACCCCGGCAAUCGCUAUGCGCAACUGCUGAAGCUACUAUGGGAUAAAGUUGAGCGGAAGGAGAGAAAAGGUAAGACAACCUUCGAUCUGCGAAGCAAUUCUACUGCUACACUGCAGAACCCAUACCGGCCCGGAAGCGUGGGUGGUCCAACUCCUGCCUCAAACGCAUCGACAAAGACACAUGACUCGCCGGCUCACACAGAACUCAUGGGCGAUUUCUCUUGGACAGACCUGGACGCCAUUGGAAACUUUGCGAUCAACGGAAAUGGUGGUGCCGCGAUCAGCGAUGCGGAUUGGUGGUCUGGAUUCCUUCCUGCGGAC
Pseudocercospora fijiensis CIRAD86 is the source of this 2112-nucleotide messenger RNA. RefSeq lists its product as uncharacterized. The transcript has 4 exons. Gene Ontology annotation, cellular component: nucleus. Gene Ontology annotation, biological process: DNA-templated transcription; regulation of DNA-templated transcription. The annotation marks the transcript as partial. Gene Ontology annotation, molecular function: zinc ion binding; DNA-binding transcription factor activity, RNA polymerase II-specific; DNA binding. The record is from RefSeq and is a predicted model, not a curated record. NCBI's taxonomy places the organism in Eukaryota, Fungi, Ascomycota, Dothideomycetes, Mycosphaerellales, Mycosphaerellaceae.